This is a messenger RNA of Maudiozyma barnettii, 2292 nucleotides long. RefSeq lists its product as uncharacterized. Gene Ontology annotation, cellular component: nucleus. Gene Ontology annotation, molecular function: protein serine/threonine kinase activity; ATP binding. The record is from RefSeq and is a predicted model, not a curated record. Lineage: Eukaryota; Fungi; Ascomycota; Saccharomycetes; Saccharomycetales; Saccharomycetaceae. Gene Ontology annotation, biological process: protein phosphorylation; intracellular signal transduction. The coding region runs from base 1 to 2292 and encodes 763 amino acids. The transcript has a single exon.
AUGGCUUUAUUAUCUUCUAGAAAUUCAGAAUCUUCUUCAUCGAUUUCUUCUGUUUCAACUUUUAAAUUAUUAGGUAAAAAAUUAUUAAAUAAUGGUAAAAGUUUCGAUGAGUCAAUGCAUAGAAACUCCGCUAAAAAAAUUAUUCCAUCAAACGCAACCAAAAAAUUAUUGAAGAGAAACACUGCUCCUUCGAAUUUAUCUUCUACCAAGAGAACUCUUCAACAUAGUCAAAAGGUGUCUUCGUCUUCAAAAUCAAAAUCAUUAAUUUCAUCAUCAUCGGCAACAUCUUCUGAUUCAGAUUCUCCUCAAUUAUCAACUAAAUUGACUAGUGUAGAUACAUCACCUAAACCAAUGGUAUAUAAUCCGUAUGGUACACAACCAUACCUACCUACCAAUAGUAAUUCCAGAAAUAGUUCAAGUCGGACCAGUAAUUACAACAAUAACAACAACAAUAAUUAUAGCAGCUCUGGUGGCGCUACUAAUAGUAAUAGUAGUGGUAUUCGUGAUGCAUCCUACUAUUUACAUGAUGGUUCUACAAGAAUUCGUGUCCUGCCAUUACCAAUUGAAAACCCUAAUGAUUUCUUACCGACAGAAAUGCAACAAGAGAGUGUUUAUCUUUUAGAUAAUUUCAAAUUUGAAGGAGAUCAUCAAGUUAUUGGUAAUGGUGGUACUUCUGAAGUGAAAAAAAUCAUUGUUUCACAAAAUGGCAAUACAAAUACAACAACCAAUACUCCUACAGUCACUAGCCACUCUGCUAUAUAUGCAUUCAAGAAAUUGAAUAUGAUUUAUAAUGAGGAUAAAGAUGCUUAUUAUAAGAGAUGUUCUAAAGAAUAUAUCAUUGCCAAAUAUUUGAAUUCUAUUGACAAACAUAAGGAUCCUCAUGGAGUUCAUAUUAUUGGAGUUUACGAUUUAUGUAAAGUUCCAACAACCACUUUUAUUGCACGUGGCUGGGGCUAUGUAAUGGAAUUAGGCCAAUGUGAUCUUUUCAGUCUAAUAACAAAACCAGGAUGGAGAAAUGUUGACUUAAAUGAAAAAUAUUGCAUCUUUAAACAAGUUUGUCAUGGCGUGAAAUUUAUGCAUGAUCAUGGUAUUGCACAUCGUGAUUUAAAACCUGAAAAUGUUUUGAUUUGUUCGGGUGGGAUAUGUAAAAUUACAGAUUUUGGUAUCUCUAAUUGGUAUCAUGAAACACCAAAGGAUUUUACCACACCAAUCAAACUUUGUAAAGGUAUGAUUGGAUCUCCACCAUACACAUCGCCAGAGGUCAUGAUGUGGGAUAGUAAGAAGGAUUACCCAGAGAGAUUGCAAUUAGCCUUUGAUCCUUUAAAAUUGGAUUGUUAUUCGUUGGGGAUUCUCUUGUAUACAUUAGUGAAUAACAUGAUACCGUUUGUUGAAUCAUGUAAUAAGGAUUCUAGGUUUAGAGACUAUGUGAACGGGUAUGAAAACUAUAUUCAUUAUAAUCAUUCAAGUUUCAGAACACCGAUCGAGAAAUUGACACAUAAAGUAAGUUAUUAUAGGAAAGGUCCCGGUAUUGAAUAUAAUUUUGCGAAGGGCUUUAGGGAUCCGGCAGUGUCUCGUGUCGCAUGGAGAUUAGCUGAUCCUCAACCGCAUACAAGAUAUACGAUGCAAGAAUUAUGGGACGAUCCAUGGUUUCAAAACAUUGCGACUUGUGUCGAUACAACAACGUUUGGUAUUGAGGAAUAUAUUUCAAAGGACCCACAAGAGAUUAUCAAUAAGAAGAGACGGGCGCAAUCACCACCGUUAUCAUUACAAAGCGAUGCAAAGAAAGAGAGCUCGAUAGAGCCAAGAGGCAAAGAGGAUCUAUCCCCAGUGAACGAGUUAGCAGAAGAAGAGGACAUGAUUGUUCAAAACAUGGAUGUCGUACAAGAACAAAAUGAAGAUAUACCUAUAUCGUCAUUGCAAAAGCCUCCGUUAGAGACGAUACUAAGUGGAGUAGAGGUUCUAGCCAGAUCCUCUACUUCGAGCACUACCAUCAACAACAACAGCAAUAAUAACAUUGAAAUCAACAAUACUAUUAAUAGCAAGAUCAUGACUCCUACCAAAGCAACCGAAGUGGCUAUGGACUCUAUUCCAUCGCCAGCACCGACACCCACAACAUCGCCAAUACAUACACGUAAGAGAGUAAUACAUCAUCAUACAUCUGUUACGAAUAACCGAACUACAAGCUUCAGCGGGAGUACAAGAACAAGGUCAUCUGCUUCAUUAUAUCAUUCACAUCAUUCUCCUUUGGUCACGUCUUCUGGAGGCUCAAUACCAUACUUAUCUCGUAAAUAA